Molecule: messenger RNA, 2492 nt
Organism: Chara braunii
Lineage: Eukaryota; Viridiplantae; Streptophyta; Charophyceae; Charales; Characeae
Source: the annotation of a GenBank genome assembly
AGGAAUUAUGCGAAGGAGAGAGACAAGAAAGAAAGAAGGGGCAACGCGACACAAGGACAAAGAAGGAAUGAUGAUGAUGUGAGUAGAGUAAAAAGAGAGCAAUAUCGGGACGAAAUACAAGGGGAGGGGAAGUAUCUCAGCCGGGGAGAGAAGAGUGGAAACGGAGCAAAGAACAAGACUAGGGAACAGUGGAGUCCAAAAAAGGAAAGAGGACAAAGUAUCCCGGGGAGAGAGGAGGCGAGGGAGAGAGAGGAAGGACAAAGACCAAUUGAGAGGGGUGACCACCAAGAAGAAACCGACAAACCAAGAGGAGCGAGGUACCAGAAGUGACGAGCGGAGGAUCGAAUCUUCAUCAUCACCGUUCCACAUUAAGGUCGGACUCGCUCCCUUCUAUUAUAAGGAGAGGAAGAUACACAAUCAUGGUUCUGUGCGUAGACCCCACGUAUGCCCAGUUUCUCGUCGCACUAGGUUCGCUCAAAUGCAAAGACGAAGAAGACACAGAAAAGGAUGCAGAUGAAGACACAGAGGAAGUGAACUCAGACGAAGAGGAUGAGGACAUGAGGGAAGAAGAAGAUGAACAGGGACAGGAUAUGAACUCUUGGGACUACGUACAACGGUAUGUGCGGUCCUUAGAAUUGGACAAAACAGUGGAAGUGGAGGUAAGGCUAGCACACCACAAACACCUGCGCAACCUCAACCUCAGGGCAGCGACCAAAGUAGAGGAUACCAUAAGCUUAGAGAAUAGAUACGAGAUCCUCAGGAAAGAAAGAGAACUCAACGAAUUCUAUGCAGCGCAAUACAGUAUGAAGACAAGAAUUGAUAAGAACAGGAUCACAGUGGACACAAGGAACUACGAACAACAUUUCAUCUGGCCCAAAUCCUACGCUGAACAGCGAGCAGAGAGACGAGCCAAAAAGAACAAGAGAGAAGAACAGCAGGGGUCCACAGAUGCCCAAGACCAGGACACAGCCUCCACGACAGCAGAUGAAGAGUCGAUGGACGAGCUGAGGAGGCAAGCUGCAAUUCUGGAAGCACAGGUAAAAGUACUGAGAGACAAGAACAGAGAGUUGGAUGAAAACUGUAUCACCCUCAAAGAUGUAGCAGGAGGUGCACACAAGGAAAUAGAAGCAGCAGCUAGAUUGGACGCGUGCAACAGUCCCAAACGGCGGACGCUAAUCCCGUUUCAUUGGAACAGCAGCAUUGGGACUUGGGAAAUUGCCUACCACAGAUCCAACUCGUUGAUCUCAGUGCAGGAACAGGAGUGCGCACAAAAAAUUCUGCAAGAAACAAUCUCAGAUAGUGUCCCAACAGAGAUGCAUAUCUUAGGGUCCAAAAAAGAGGCUAUGGAAGAAUGGAAGGACCAAGAGAAUGAAAUGCAACUGGCAGAUCUGCGACCCUUAUUACUUGACUUGGGGGAAUCAGCCAGCCUUAAGGGAGACUUGUGCUGGGUCCCAUGGAAGGCCGUAGAAUCAAUGCCUUACGGCUUGUUGGGUGGAGAGCUUGCAGCGGAAAGGGCUGCCAUGAGCAGUGCUCUAGUCACUACCUACGCUCUGUUCACACUCUCCCCCAAGCUCCUCGAGCUGAAACUUCGGGGGUCGGUCUCAACGAGGAAGGAGAUAGCAAGGCCCGACUCCCAGACAUCAGAUUACGGACGGCUCAUGGAGAGGGCAUUGCCGAUUCGACUGAUUCAUGUCUCCAAAGGGCAAAGCAUGGGUGCAAAGGUGCUAACUCAGGAGUAUGCUGAGAAAUUGUCGCGAUAUUGUGGAUUUGACGAAGUGCAGAUCAGGCCAAACCCGAAGAAUGUGAGUGAUGCUAAUCUACAGGUGGAACAUGAAGCUGAGCGCGUCAUGCGAUUACUGAAGCCACGAGAUUGGGUCAUUGCUUUGGAUGAAAGGGGCAGAACGAUCACUUCUGAACAGCUUGCAGACCUGAUUGCUGAUGCUGGUGAUUCGGGAUGGUUGGGGCUUGCUUUCUGCAUUGGCGGGCCUUACGGACAUGGCGCGGACAUCAUUGCCAGAGCGAAUGACAAGAUUAAGCUAUCUUCUCUUGUCUUGAACCAUGAGAUUGCACGUGUAGUAUUGAUGGAGCAGCUCUACAGGGCAUGGACAAUUUUGCGUGGCGAAAACUACCACCACUGACUGACGGAGUUAAUAUCUGCGGACCUACAGGCGAGAGUCUGGCGGCGACUCCUUCAUGAAUUCUUUGUCAUUGUUGACCCAAAAAGAUGUCAGCAGUGUGAUUCACUCCGUUGCUUCAUAUGGGACAUUGUCGCCCAGCAGAGAUGCUGAUCUGGAUGUGGAAGCUGCCAUUCAUGACCGACUUUGUUGAAAGCUCGUAGCUUUUGUUCCAAGUGCCAAAGAUGCCGACAGUGUUAUUCGCUCUGUUGUUUAUUGGGCCUCGAUCCGCUACUAAACAUCCAAAAAGUAUCGGGACUGGAGACCCCAUCAUGGGUACAAGGUGCAGAGAAGCGAGAUUUGCGAUGUCUUUGAAGU